Molecule: messenger RNA, 2990 nt
Organism: Cheilinus undulatus (humphead wrasse)
Lineage: Eukaryota; Metazoa; Chordata; Actinopteri; Labriformes; Labridae
Gene: ptpn12
Product: protein tyrosine phosphatase non-receptor type 12
Exons: 18
Coding region: 444-2822 (792 amino acids)
Biological process (GO): peptidyl-tyrosine dephosphorylation
Cellular component (GO): nucleus; cytoplasm
Molecular function (GO): non-membrane spanning protein tyrosine phosphatase activity
Source: RefSeq, a predicted model, not a curated record
GUGUGUGAAUGUGGCAACCGAGGUAGACAGGGAGGGGUAGAUAGACUGACCAGACCAGGGGCUUUUUUUUGUCUUUUGUCUUAAUUCUUCUUUUCUGACGAAGCCUGUGUUUACAACCUAUGUUCCGCCACGGUUGUAAACUUGUGUGUGAAGCAGAAAACCGGGCCGCCGCUGCUUUUCUUUGGGACUAACCGUUACCGUUGUGAAAACAGCCCAGAAGAAAGAAGGAAAGGGAGAAACAACAUGGGGCGAUGAUAGAAAAGGAAGGUGUUGUGCUGUGAACCGACGAUGACUCUUUGGGAGGAUCCGUGAAGCUUAUUUAUUUUUAUUUAUUCCUCCCUUUCCCUGCCCUUUUUUUGUUUUAUUUUUAUAUUUUCUCCUCCCUUGCUACUUUGGGGAGGCUGUUUUUAAAGGAAAAGGAUACGUUACAAGAGGACUGAAGGAUGGACCAAGCCGGCAUCCUUAGAAAGUUUAUCCAGGGGGUGAAGGCCAUGAGCGAGGGGGACGAGGAGAGGGGAGAGGACAACUUCGGCAGCGACUUUAUGCGGUUACGAAGAUUAUCAACCAAAUACCGGACGGAAAAAAUCUACCCCACCAACGUAGGAGAGCGGGAGGAGAAUGUGAAGAAGAACAGAUACAAAGACAUACUGCCAUUUGAUCACAGCAGGGUGAAGCUGACGUUAAAAACGACCAAUCAAGACACUGAUUAUGUCAAUGCAAACUUCAUUAAGGGUAUGGAUGGCCCAGAAGCCUACAUCGCCACUCAGGGUCCACUGCCAAACACUGUCAUCGACUUCUGGAGGAUGAACUGGGAGUACAAUGUAGCUGUUAUUGUUAUGGCUUGUCGAGAGUUUGAGAUGGGAAGGAAAAAGUGUGAGCGCUAUUUCCCGCUGCUUGGGGAGGAGCCCAUGAGUUUUGGCCCUUUCCGAAUCUCCUGUGAUUCAGAGCAGGCCAGGACAGACUACUUUAUCAGGUCACUGAUGGUGGAAUAUGAGAAUGAGACCCGGAGAAUAACACAGUUCCAUUAUAUAAACUGGCCCGAUCAUGACGUCCCAUCCUCGUUUGACUCCAUAUUGGACAUGAUUGGACUAAUGAGAGAAUACCAAGAGCAUGAUGAUGUCCCUAUUUGUGUACACUGCAGUGCAGGCUGUGGGAGGACGGGCGCUAUCUGUGCUAUCGACUACACCUGGAACCUCCUCAAAGCUGGGAAAAUACCAGAAGAUUUUAAUGUUUUUCGGUUAAUCCAAGAGAUGAGGACACAACGGCACUCUGCAGUACAGACCAAGGAGCAGUAUGAGCUGGUUCACAAAGCGAUCGCUCAGCUCUUUCAGAGGCAACUGCAGCUACUGGAGAGCCCCACCAACACGCAGAUACACGAUGGCAUGGAGGAAAGCAGUCCAGACAAAGCCAGCCACCAAUCAGAUGAUGAGAGAUGGGACACGCCUCCUCCCAAACCUCCCCGCAUUCGAAGUUCCCAGGCUGAAGGUGACGUAAAAGAGGAGAUCCUGCAGCCACCAGAACCUCACCCUGUACCCCCCAUCCUGACCCCGUCUCCCCCCUCAGCCUUUCCCACUGUCACCAACGUACGGCAGGACAACGACCGCUACCACCCCAAACCUGUCAUCCACGUGCUCGCCACCACACAGACACAGAAUAAAGAAGCAGAUAAGCAGCAGAACCAGACAGAAACCAGUCCAAACAAGCAGACGAGUCCAGCAGAGCAGAAAGAUCAGGAUCUACAAAGUCUAAAACAGCAAACUCAAGUCUCCAAUCUAGAUCUGAACGACAACUAUAACAACAAAACGUCAUCUACGUCGACAAAAACAGAGUCAGGCCAAAGUCAAACUCCCUCCUCGCCCCUCUCCCCAGUUGUUGAAUGUUCCGGCGUUCCUCGGAUUGAGAGGAAGUUGAGUAUCGAGAUCAAAAAGGUCCCGCUGCAGGAGGGACCUCGUAGUUUUGACACUUCCUCCUCCAUGAGUGUAGCGGGAGGAAUAAGCAGCAGCUCAUCCAAUAAUGUGGGAAUGCUUCAGAGAAGCCACGCCUUCAAAGCCAGAGCCGGCCAAUCGCUGCUGACGUCGAGCUCCUCGCUGUCAGAGGACUCGGGCACAGAGGGAGGAGCAAGCGGGGAGAGUAACACAGACGGGGGCGUCCUUACGAGGCCGAACCACCUCCCUGUGAAGAGCGAGAAGGUGGAGACGACGGGAGGGGAGAAAGCGGAGGCGAAAGGCGGCCACGCGGCGUGGAGUCAACCCUGCAACAGCCCAGAGAAACACUUCCUGAAAACCACCUCCUCCUCCUCCUCUUCCUCAGAACGCGUCGCCCCAUCCUCUUCCUCCUCCUCCCACCUGUCCUCCUCCUCUUCCUCCUCCUCCUCCACCCCUGUUAGGACUGCUCUGAGCUUCACCAACCCCCUGCAUUCUGAUAACUCAGAGGAAGAAGGGGAUGGGGAGAUGUCCGGAGGGAAGGAGGGGUAUCGUACAAAUGUAUCCACAGCGACCGCUGUGGUGACCACUUCGCUUCAACAGGGAGACCAGCAGCCAAUGAGGAAGGUGUCGCCCAUGUCGAUUGCAGGACAGAGCACUCCAUCACCCUCAGCAAACUGCUGGGACAGCGACGACUCCCCUCCCCCUCUCCCUGCCAGAACCCCCGAGUCCUUCAUACUGGCCACAGACCCUCUGGAGGUGAAGACGUCAGCCUCAGCAGAGUGGAGCAGUUCACACAAAGAUGUGUCAGAUUGUGUUAAGAAGACAUCUCCAGCAGACCCUGAAUCAGCUGGAAGCACAACAGCAGACAGCAAGGCAGACCUUGGUGGGGUUCGGUAACCGCUGCCUUCAUCCCAAAGGCCCUCGAGACCCCCCUGUAGAGUGGACAUGAUGGAACAGUCCGUCUGUGCCGUCCACCAACAAGCAUCCUCCUUCUUCGUCAGGAGAUGGACUCUAUCGAUCUCACCUGGCUGGUCCAAAAAAAAAAAAAAAAAAAAAAGAAAAGUU